CAUGACUCCUGUGUUCAUUUAUUUCUACUGGGACUUCAACGACUACCUGCAGCUGUCGUUCCUGUUCGGCUUCAGGAAGAACGACUUAAUCAUCUACCUCCUCUUCGGUCUCGUCAUCAUCCCCUUCCAGAUUAUCAUGGACAUCUUCAUCUUCAACAUUCAGGAGUUGUUCCACGGCUGGAAGGUGUAUGAGUACAUGAAGUACGCCAGAUACCGGUUCAGGCACAGGACGGCGAGGUGGAAGGGCCUGGAAAAGACCUACGACGAGUCCAUCGAUUAUUCGCUCCGAACUGUCGACCAGCUUUGCUUCUCAUCUCAGUUUUACUUCGUGCUUGGCAUCGGCGGCUCCGGCUCGUUCCUUUUCGUGCUGUCGCUCUCCAUGAUGCUUCGCGUGAACUACAACAUGUUCGAAGAUAUUCUGUUUGGCCUUGUUGUAAGUCUGAUGUUGGGACUUUGCAUGAUCACACGAAGGGUCGCACUAUUCCUGGCAGAUUUGGUAGGUUUGUGGAAGAUCGAUAGCCGUCUGGAUGACGACAUGAUCAAUGAGGACGACCUCCCAACAGAUUUCCAGCUGUUUGGGGACAAGGCAGAUACAGAGCGUGACACUGAGGCAUCUGAACGAGGCGAGUUCACGCUAGCGGACCUCACUACGGAUUCCUUCCGCCGCAAAUUCUUGGAGCAUAACCGCAUGUGGCUGCUGGAUCAGUUCGCAGAGUUGCUCACCCCGAGGACGGCGAAGAAGUUCAGGAAGAUGGGCGGAAAGAUUCGCGGCACGGGCGGAUUGUCAGACAGCGACAGCGACGAAGGUGAGAGGGAUCGGUUCGAAGGUGACGUCAUACUCGCAGACACGAGCGCGCAUGUCAUGCGUAUGUGGCUCCAUGAGGCGUCCAAACGAACCGGCGGCGGGAGGAUGGCAAGACGCCUGGGACUGUCCGAAACUUCGGACAGCGACAUGGACAAGGGACCCAAGUGGCCACCGGCGAAACUGUCGCCCGAGGCUCAGGCACUCGCCAAGGGUUGGCUUGCAGCAGUCAAGGCUGUGCGAGCCGCACGCGGCGACAGGCCCGCAGGAGAGCUCUCCUCAUCAGACACGGAUACCGACGGGGGUGGUCUGCGCAGCCAGUGGGGCACGCCCGUCGUGUCUCCUGCGUCUGCGGCGCUGGUCAGGGAUUGGCUUCAGCGCGCAAGGAAGAAGGUUGGGGAGACGCCGAAAGGCGGUGGGUUGACCUCCUCGUCUGAUUCGGGCAGCAGCGACGGCGAUCUGGAUCGACUGGUGAGCCUCAAACCCGCGUCCGCGGUGGUCAUGCGUCAGUGGAUCGCGGCUGUCCGCGCACGAAGCCGUGGCAUCAGCAAUGACCAACUGGUAUCCAGGAUGCGCUCUGAGUUGAGCAGCUCCAGUGGCGAGAGUGAAGGAGAGACGGGGUUUGAUGGUCCUGCGAGUGUAAGCGCCACGGGUCAGAGUCUGAUUCGCUGGUGGCUUGUGAACCUGAGGAGGCGCAUGGCUGAAGAAGGCGAGCGGAUGAUUGCCGAGUCAAUUGAACAGGCGCGCUCGCAGCUGCCGCAAGCGCCAACCGGCGACGACGGUUUCCCGGAUGACGAUGAGUUCACGGACAGCAGCGAUGAUAACUUUCCCGUCGCGCAAAUGAGCACAGAUCCAACGUACACGACUAGCGAUCCAAACGCAGGUCGCCGCGGAAGCUCCGAUGAAUCGAACCUUGACUCAAGCGAUUAGCAAUUUAGAGUAGUUCAUAGAUGUGGCAAACAAGCUGCGUGAACCCGACUUGGCAACCAGCCAAGUUGUGAGUGAGAACGCAGCAACGCCGCUAAGCAUAGUCUUAGUACAUGAUAGAGAGAAUAUUUUGAUUCAAAAGAACGAACGAAAUUCAUUUC
Micromonas commoda is the source of this 1890-nucleotide messenger RNA. RefSeq lists its product with no specific name. NCBI's taxonomy places the organism in Eukaryota, Viridiplantae, Chlorophyta, Mamiellophyceae, Mamiellales, Mamiellaceae. Bases 2 to 1732 code for a protein of 576 amino acids. The record is from RefSeq and is a predicted model, not a curated record. The transcript has a single exon.